Molecule: messenger RNA, 699 nt
Organism: Sporothrix brasiliensis 5110
Lineage: Eukaryota; Fungi; Ascomycota; Sordariomycetes; Ophiostomatales; Ophiostomataceae
Product: FAS1 domain-containing protein
Exons: 3
Coding region: 1-699 (232 amino acids)
Source: RefSeq, a predicted model, not a curated record
AUGAGAUUGGCACACGUGCCCAUCAUCGCAUCGCUGAGUCUCGUCUCCGUCGCACAGCUUGUCGUGCAGCAACAGCCACAACCUCCUCGCAUUGUUCUCGACGCUGUCGCCGACGGCGAAGCACCGCAAAACCCCCUCGUCAUGCCUCUUCCUCCUCCGCCCCCGGCCGGUCCGGCGAUCCCGGUGCAGCCGGGCGACGGCUCCGACACGACGGGCCCGCCGUCCGACACCGGCACGGUCAUCCUGUCUGAUGUCAUUGGCCGCGACCGCAGCAUCAAUGUCUUUGCCGGCUUCACGCGCGACUUUGCACCCAUCACAAACCGCUUCGACGACGCGACGCAGAACUCGACGGUGCUGGCGCCGCUCAACUCGGCCAUUGAGGCCCUGCCGCGCAAGCCCUGGGAAGACCCGCAGGACUACCACACGCUGGGCGCCGACGCCUAUGAGGGCAGCGACGGCCAGGAGCGUGCCCAGCAGAACCUGCGGCGGUUUGUGGAGGCGCAUAUUGUGCCCGUGAGCCCGUGGCCGGAGAAGCAAAAGGCCAGCGCCAUGGCGGGCGCGGGCGAGGUGUGGUGGGAGACGCGCUCUGACGGCACGAAAGUGAUUCAACCUGGCAACAUUGAAGUCGCGAGUGUCGCCAGCACGGUUGCCAAUGGCCAGGUGUGGAUCAUCAAGGGCGUGCGCAAUUAUUCGUCGUAG